Molecule: messenger RNA, 2111 nt
Organism: Perognathus longimembris pacificus (Pacific pocket mouse)
Lineage: Eukaryota; Metazoa; Chordata; Mammalia; Rodentia; Heteromyidae
Product: cytochrome c oxidase assembly protein COX11, mitochondrial
Exons: 4
Coding region: 29-862 (277 amino acids)
Cellular component (GO): mitochondrial inner membrane
Molecular function (GO): copper ion binding
Source: RefSeq, a predicted model, not a curated record
GACGGGGCGGGAGCGCUUUCCGGGGGUUAUGGGAGGGCUCUGGCCAGGGGUAUGGGCUCGCGUCGUAUUCUGUGGCUGGCGCCGGGGCCACCCUGGAGCCCGGACUAAGACGGCGAAGGGGGUAGGACUUUUUCUUAGGCCAAGGUGGACGGAGGCCAGAGGUGAGGAGAAGGCGGUGAGGCGGCUCGGGACGUGGAGGCGCCUGGGCCCGGGGUCGGGCUGGGGUUGGGCCGCCGAGGCGCCGCGGCGGCCGAAGAGCACGAACCGCUUCGCCCGGGCACAGGAGGACGAAUGGCGGCGGCGGAACAAGACCCUGCUCACCUACGUGGCUGCGGCCGCCGUGGGUAUGCUGGGGGCCUCCUACGCCGCCGUGCCCCUUUAUCGGCUCUACUGCCAGACCACAGGACUUGGUGGAUCAGCAGUAGCGGGGCAUGCAUCAGACCAGAUUGAAAACAUGGUGCCUGUUAAGGACCGGAUCAUUAAGGUGACCUUCAAUGCAGAUGUGCAUGCCAGUCUCCAAUGGAACUUCAGACCUCAGCAAACAGAAAUAUAUGUGGUACCAGGAGAGACUGCACUAGCAUUUUAUAGAGCUAAGAAUCCUACUGACAAACCAAUAAUUGGAAUUUCUACAUACAAUGUUGUACCAUUUGAAGCUGGGCAGUAUUUCAAUAAAAUCCAGUGCUUCUGUUUUGAAGAACAAAGGCUUAAUCCCCAAGAGGAAGUAGAUAUGCCAGUGUUUUUUUACAUUGAUCCAGAAUUUGCCGAAGACCCAAGAAUGGUGAAUGUAGAUAUCAUCACCCUUUCUUAUACUUUUUUUGAAGCAAAGGAAGGGCAAAAAUUGCCACUUCCAGGCUAUAAUUGAAGUAACAACCAAGACUUGCUUCAAAUUUGUGAUUUUUGAAAAAUCAUGUGUCCUGCCUUCUCUGAAGAGAAAUAUUCUACAAUCAUGUAAAUUGAAGCUUCUAUUUUUAAAUGGUUCUGACUUUCUUUUUCCCUAACCCAUCCCACUUAAAACCAACAAGUUCAGCUUGUACCAUAAGAAACCUACAUGCUAUGAAGAAGAAAUGACUGUUUAAUAAGACUGACAGUAUUAAAAGGGACUGCUUUAUACUAUAUAUAUGUAUGUAUGUAUGAGUUUGAUAGUCCAGCUUAAUUUUAUAGUUGCUUUUUCGAUUAGUAACCCUUCAUACAUCUAGCAGUGAAUCUGAAAAACUUUUAAAGAAUUCAUGUUCCAGAUUGAUUAGGCCAGAGGCCAGAACUUCUGGCUGCAUUUAUUGCUAUCUCCAAAAUAUUUUGCUGCCCAUUUUCUUCACUGUUAACCCUCACUAUUUUAAAUACUCCAGGUGAAGAGAGAGGAAUCACUGAGGACUCAUAGGUUGUUUUUUUUUUAAUUAUUUGGAAAUUAUGGUAGUGUUAUUGAAAUAAAAUGCAGGAAUUACAUGAUGUUGUGUUAGCAUUUACCUUCAUAUUUCCAACUCUUAAUACUAAAACACAAGGAUGGAAUUGUGAACGUGUCGAUGUAAAAGUUCUUUUGAAAACAAAACUGUAAAACAAAGAUUAUUUUAAUAGUAAUUUUUUGUUGUAGUUUGUGAAAAUGAUGCACAAUUGAAUGUUUCCCAUUUUCUUUGUUCCAGUUACAGAUGUUAAUUAUGGUAGAAGGAAAAAGCAUUUAGCAUUACAAAGAAAUUCAUAUGUAAAAGCCACCUGAUGCAUAGUUCAGUAGUGAUUUGAUUCAGGGCACUUGAAAUAUAACUAAGAUACAAUCGUCAAGUCUUUACAACAAUCCUAAACAAAACUAUUAUUUAAAAACUAGCGCAAAUUGACUUUUACAUUCAAUUUUAAUUAAAUGAAGGCACUCAUUCUUACUAAAGUACACAGUUAGCUUCUCACAUUUCUUGCUUAUUACAUGUAUUCAGUCAUUUUGUAGUUGAAUAAUCUUCACCUAUUAUCACGGUUGUGCCAUCAGUUUUCUAUGUAGGAAGUCCUAUGCAAGGGAAAACUGUAGUUGAGCUGGUUGUCCUAAGUACUAAGCAAUUUUCCUUCUUAUGAAGUUUGAGUAUUUCUUACAACCAACUUUUUUAGAAAUAAAUCUUGAGCCAUUGUCAGGAACC